Messenger RNA from Besnoitia besnoiti, 4095 nucleotides. RefSeq lists its product as uncharacterized. Bases 1 to 4095 code for a protein of 1364 amino acids. NCBI's taxonomy places the organism in Eukaryota, Apicomplexa, Conoidasida, Eucoccidiorida, Sarcocystidae. The transcript is spliced from 4 exons. The record is from RefSeq and is a predicted model, not a curated record.
AUGAGUUAUUUAAGGGGGGUCGGUUCGAUGGAGCCGGCACAGAUCAUCCCUGAAGGAUGCUCUACCGUCUUUACUUUCGUCCAGGCCGAUGCGUACACGUUGAAAAUGCUCUGCGCACGCUGGUGGAGCACGGCGGUUGCGACUCACGUGACUGGGUCACAGUGUCACGGUGCUGUGCUGCAGAGAGGACACGAAACCUCAUCAGUCCCCUACUUCCACACCCUUUUGUGCCACGCUGUCGCGUCUCUUUGGCUGUACUACGUGGGCAUCUUUUGUGGGAACUGGAAACGAACGAAGGCGAGUGCGGAGAGGCAGAGCGUGUCGUUCUGUACUCGGGACGCGUCAUGGGCAGGCUCGCUCGCGCUGGCGGUCGCUCUUGCGUGUCCUUCCACCGACAAGGAGAAGGGGAAAGAAGGAGCUGGUUUGAUGGACCCAACACACUCCGCAGAAGUCCCGUAUUCAUCCUCUGCUUGCCCUUCGUGUCCCGCUGACUCAUCUUCCACUGCGUCGCCCGCGUCAGCUCCCCCUUCCUCAGCGUCGUCCGUUUCCUCCCGUGCUUCAUCCUCUCUUUGGCGCCAGUUGGUGGCUUCUUCGUCUGCGUGUCGUUCCUUUGAGAAGGCUCUGGGCGAGCAGCUGGACGAGCUGUGCCGCUUCGCCUCGUCUCUGCCUGGCGCCUUGUCGGAGUCGGCAGCCGCGCUUCUCGCGUGGAAAGCCGCGCGGGACGCAGGCGUCGAGGAGGAGUUUGCGGGGGUCUGGGCGACGAUCGGCAGGCAGCCGGAGAGCAUUGAGCGUUUCUUGAGAAGUAGCUUCUAUCUCAUCCUGGCGGCCAUCGACUACAAACUGACCUUCCGCCGCCUGGAGAAGGUGGACGCGCGCUUGAACACCCUCGAGCAAGAGAGAAGCCGCGCACAGCGGGACUUCCAGGUCGUCGCCGAAAGGCAGCGGAGGGCGACGCCAGCCCACGCAGCCGAUGGAGGUCAGGCUCGCGAGAAAGAUGCGACGCUCCUGGGCGGCGCAUCCGGCGCGCCGUCUGACUUCGCCGUCGCUCAACUGGGCAUCUGGGAGGAGCGGCUGCGCGAGCUAGAGCGGGGGAUUGCUGCGCUGCGGGAGCGCCGCACUGGGCUGCUGGCGGGCGUCCACGAUCGCUGUGCCGCUCGCCUUCUGCACGUUUGCCUGCGGCACGGUGGGCUCUACACGAAGCUGGGGCAGUACAUGUCGACGAUGAACCACAUCCUCCCUUCCGCGUACACCGAUCGACUGCGCACGCUGCAGGAUGACGCAGAGCGCACGCCGUGGCCGCUGGUGUCUCGGCUCCUCGAGGCGGAGCUGGGCAGACCCGUGGAGGAGGUAUUCCUGUCCUUCGACAGGGACGCGGUCGCAGCCGCUUCGCUGGCGCACGUGCAUCGCGCGCGGCUGCGAUGCAACGGGCAGGAAGUCGCGGUGAAAGUCCAGCGGCCGCGGCUGCGCGAGCAGAUGCGCGGCGACCUGCAGACGCUGGAGACUUUGAUGGCGUUUGUCUCGCGCUUCUUCCCGGACUUCGAGUUCCGCUGGGUUCUCCCCGAGUUUCGACAAAACAUGCGGCAGGAAACCGACUUUGAGCAGGAGGCCUACAACGCCAUGCGCCUCAAGUGGCUAUACAGAGACCGCCCCGAGGUCUACAUCCCGUGGAUCGACUGGGACCUGACGACGAAGCGCGUGCUCACGAUGGAGUUCGUCAGUGGCCUCAAAGUGACCGACUCGCCAGACACGCUGCAGCGCGAGCUAGGCGCGAAACCCGAAGAAAUCGCCGACCUCGUCAUGACUGUCUUCGCCGAUAUGCUCUUCGUGCACGGCUUCGUCCACUGCGACCCGCACCCCGGGAAUCUCUUUGUCCGCCUGAUGCCGACUGAAGAAAACGCGAAGAAAACUCGCCAUGCCGAGUCGCCGCGAGGCGGAGCUCCUCCUUCAUGCGUGUCCGCGGCUUGGACGAGCUCGCCCUCUGCCCCGACGACCUCUCCUUCGUCGGCAGCCGCUCCAGCGGAGGCCUUCGAAGAGAGAGAAAACCGGCGAUACACGCAAGGGGGAAAGGGAGAGCAGCCGCGGAAAGGGCGGCUUCAACUCGUGAUCAUCGACCAUGGGACCUACCGUCGUCUGUCACCGUCGUUCCGCGCCGCCUACUGCCGGCUGUGGAAGGCGUUGCUCUUGAACGACGUUGCCACAGGAAGGCAGGCUUGCCGCUCUCUCGGGCUCCGCCUCACCGUGACGGGGCUGUCCGAGCCGGGGUCCGAUCUCGCAGCGCGCGGAGAAAAAGGCAGCAGGCCAGCAGCAGAGAGACAGCCGAGCCGACAAGCAGACGCAGUUGCUCAAGGCGCGCGGGAAGGCAGCGGUGCGGACCCAACUGGAGAAUGGGGCGACCAGCGCGGGGGACACGUGCGAGGGAAGGACGGCGAGGAGAGGGAGGACGAGAUGGAUGAGACACGUGAGCCGGGCGGCGGGCUAGCAGGUCGUUCCGCGGCGCGGCGGCGAGAAGUAGGUGGCCAGCGAGGGAGCGCGCCGGAGGACUCAGCUCGAGCCGCGAGUCGGCAUCUUUUUGCGCGUGACGUCCCAGAUCCAGACGAAGACGCCGCCCUCGAUCUGCUCUCGCUGAUUCUGACCUACCGUCCGCAGACGCGGCUGCUUUAUACGGCGCUGGGGUCUGUCGUUCACGCGGAAGACCGGAAAGCGUUCAUCACCAGCUUGCGCGGCACGUCCUUCUCGGCGAUCAGCGCGUUUCUCGAGUCGUUGCCGCGCGACCUGCUGUGGAUUCUGCGCAUGACCAAUAUCCUCCGCUCGCUUAACCACACACUCGGCGGCUCCACCCGCAGUCGGCUCCUCGUCAUGGGCGAGAGCAGCUGCAGGGGCCUUCAACUGGGCAACGCGGGUGUCGAGGCCCUCGAGGCGGAGUGUGCUCGCUUCCUCGCGGGGCGGCGCGAGGCCGCGCGCAGGCCGAAGGGCGUCGCGCAGAGAGGCGGGCGCGCGGGGAGGAGGCACGCGCCGGUCGACCCCAACGAGCCACGCUCAGACGCUGCGCUCGCGAAGAAGGAAGAAAGAGGAGAGGGAGGAGAAGGCAAGGCGCGUGACGCAAGUGAGAAGGCACCACAGGAGCGGGACUGCAUCCACGACGAGGGCUUCAUGAUCCCGGAGCCGAGACAGACAAGGGAGCUCCGCACGUCGUCGCUCACUGAGGAGCCCGCGAAGGAAACGAGAAAGGCGAAAGCAGACAAAGAAGAGGAGCCCUGCGCCGGUUGGGGGAGCCACACGGAUCCUGGAGGCGCGCAGACCCGCGAGGAGUUGUUUCAACGGCGGGGGCUAGAGAUGCCUCACUGGUACACUUUGCCUGGCGCCACGAGUCUCAACCUGCCGGUCGCUUCAGACGUGCCAGCCUUUGGCGCGAGCGCGACCAUCACAAGCCUCUGUCGAGCUCUCGACGCAGUCACCAGCCCUUUGGCGUGGCUAGCCGCGGCGCUCGGAAGGGGCGCGGAAUCCCGAGAGGAAGCGGAGGAAAGAGGGCGGGAAGGACUGCCGGCACGCCAAGAAGAAAACGGCCGCGCGACACGCCCUCGGCGCCAGGGAGAAAGAGUAGAGAGAGGAGGGCAAAGCGCGCCGCUUGUUGAGAGAGAGAAAGGUAGGCAAGGCGACAGAGUCUCGCUGGGGGCAUUGCUGUUGGAGGCAUCUGCGGCUGCGUGCGAGGAUCCCAUGAAGGGCCUCGAGCUUCGGAUUUUUGCCUUCCACGAUAAGGACAUCCCCAGGGAAGACACGCUCGACGAGGUGCGGAUCUCGAGUGGAGCCGCGCCCGCUUCACUCGGGUUCGCGCAUUCGUCUUCGUUCGCAGUUUUGAGUUCUUCUGAGGCGUCGCACUCGGCUUCCCUCUCUUUGUCGCCGUGGGCGGCCUGGCUUCAAAGGGCGCUCUUGAACGCCGUUCUCUCAUUCCAGCUCUGGUGGAGUGUGCAGUGUCUGCGCUUCCGUCUGUGGGUAGCGGACGCCCUUCUCGCGCUCGCCAUCGCCCAACCCGCGGUUGGGGACGCGCUCGACGAACCGCGGGAGCGGGGGGGGGCGUUUCGACGCUUCUCCGGAUGA